AUCCACAGCUCCCUCACUUUGUGCUGCGGACCAGAAACAUCCCUGUGUGUGUGUGUGUGAGAGAGCAACUUCAACAUUUAACGACACACACUCCUGCUGAGCUCACACACACUCUUCAACGAGACUGAGGGAGAAGGAUUCUGUGCUAACAUGGCCUCUCUGAAAACUUUACUUUAUCUGGGACUGUUUCUGUUUGCUGAAAUCAUCACUGCUGCAGAUCCAAACUCCAAAGCGGAGAACGUUCGUUGGACAUCCCUGGACUUUAAAACCAUGCUGACCUGGACCACCAAAACACCUCAGCAGACGUACACUGUGAAAUUCUCUCGGCCUGACGGUGACUGGUAUGAGCCUCAUAACUGCAUUGAGAUGACAGCGUCAGAGUGUGAUUUGUCCGCGGAGCUCAGACCUUUUAACGUGUUUUACACUGCUGACAUCCUCACAGACAAUGAAGACCAUGACAACGACUACGGCCACGAUGAGUUCCAGCACACUGAGUCCACACCCUUUAACCCUUAUAGAGACAGUAACAUCAGCGCUGUGGAGUUCAGCGUGCGUGCCCUCAAUGCGAGCACAGUACGGCUCGACAUCACCGACACUCUGACCAGCGUGCACGAGGGCUCCAAGCAGCUCACCAUCAGAGACAUCUUUAGAAAAGACCUCAAGUAUAAGAUCAUCUACUACAAGUCUGGGAAUACAGGCAAUAGAGAGAACAUAUCUGACAGCAGUAGGGCCGAGGUGACCAAGCUGGACGCAGCUACCAGUUACUGCUUCAUGGUUGCAGCUUACAUCCCCUCCAGACCAAAGAGCACCCAGCUGGGAGCGUGGAGCAGGCAGCUGUGUCAGAAAACACACGGAGAAAGCAACAGCAUGCAUGAGCUGAGUACGGGAGCAUUGAUCGCUGUGAUCUUCGUCCUGCUCACAGUCUUCAUCAUCAUCGUCACGGUAACCGCCCUCUGCUGCAGAAAACGCCAACAGACAGACAAAAGCCUCCAGACAACUCAGUCUCAGACGUCAGCUCCUGUUUAGUGUGUCUUUAGUGUGUGUGUGUGUGUGUGGAUGGGUGUGUGUGUGUGUGUGCGCGUGUGUGUGUGCGCGUGUGUGUGUGUGUAUGUGUGUGUGUGUGUGUGUGUGUGUGUGUGUGUGUGUGUGUGUGUGUGUGUGUGUGUGUGUGCGUGUGUGUGCAUAGGUUCUUUCAAACACAGGGAGCUGGCGUCCUUUGGGUUUUUUCUCAUUCCUCUUUCAGACAAUUCAGUGUUGUUUGUUUACAGUUUAUUGUGUUAAAUGUUUUUUUUACUUGUUGACCUUGAUGGGAAAACGUUCUGCUCGCUCUGAAGGGUCGCCUCCUCCUCUCUCAGGAGCUUCUAUCUGAAUUUUACAGAACAACUGAAAUAUUCCAGCUGAAAUAUUUCAGCUGUUUUCUGUCAAGGAGCUCACAGCGUUCCAAGUUGAAAGAAGUUUAACUUUUAGAAAUGCCCGCCAAUGUCACACCUCCUUCACUGACCAAUCAAAAUCAAGAAGGGGCGGGACUUCUGACAUCAGCUUUGUCAAUAACAGUGGCCGAGGAGACGCUAGUCUGACCUGUUUCCAGGUGUAGAGCUGCUGCUAAUGUCAGGACAUGGUGAUAUUUCCUUGAAUUAAAGCAAGCAUUAAGCACACAUCCAAAACACACCUAACUGUCAAUACCAAGGGAAGCAGAACUUAACUUUCGUAACAAUAAGGAUGUUGUGGGCACUGCUGACGCAGAAAGCGCUGUCUGUGGACACACGGCCUCAGUGUCUGUGUAGCUCUCGAGCUAGCGAGUCAUUAUCUUGGACUGACGUCAUUGCUAACAGGGUUUGUUGGUUUGUGGGUUGAGGACGUCUUUGGAAAUGAUAAAGUAGCCUCAUGAUGAGUCAGCUGGACUGACGGAGAGCUGCUGUUUGAGUGACAGGCGUGAUCAACGACAUUCUUCGUUCAUUUUCAGUCUGAGCAUCAGCUGUGUAUUACAUAUGUGAGAAUGUCUCAGGAGGGCCUAGUUUCAAAAUGCAUUAAACACCUAAAGUUUAACACAGAAAUUAUUUUUUGUCUGAUGUGAUCUGAGUUGUCACGAUUAGAUAUGAUACAAAAAAAUAUAUACAAUUUCAAUAUACCUGAAUUGGAACCAAAAGCUUGAAAAACACUAAUCGUAUAGACACGCGGUAUUGGGGUCAUAUCAAAUACUGUUGGUGAAAUAUAAAUAGCAGAAAAAUGUUUCUGAAAACGUUGCCGAUGUUUUCAUGGGCUUGAGUGUGCUCUCUUCCUAUCACUCACGGCAGCUUUCGGUAAAAAAAAAAUAUGACUGAAGAUCAAAAAGUUUCAGGUAUGAAACAUCGGAACAACCUGAUGAAUCUGGUUUAUAGCUGCAGACAAAUACACUAUAGUCCCUUACAUUUCAUGACCUCAUCAUUUACCUUUCCAUCCAGUGUGUGAAUAUUGGUUCUAUCUGUGUCCUCUGAAACAUGUUUUUAUUUAUUGUUCUCUUAUCUCACCUUUCUUUUAAAGUUCUGUCUGAACAAAACACAUUUAACCACUACUGGCUGAGUAAGAGGAACCUCUCAGUGUCAUGUAUCUGAUUAAACUACAACGCCACCAGCAUACAACUCAUCUCUUUUAAUCUGUAUUCAACUGUAGUAAUAAUAAAUUAAUUACAAACUGUG
This is a messenger RNA of Labrus mixtus (cuckoo wrasse), 2675 nucleotides long. Its product is annotated as tissue factor-like. Gene Ontology annotation, cellular component: membrane. The record is from RefSeq and is a predicted model, not a curated record. Gene Ontology annotation, molecular function: protein binding. Bases 151 to 1026 code for a protein of 291 amino acids. Gene Ontology annotation, biological process: blood coagulation. Lineage: Eukaryota; Metazoa; Chordata; Actinopteri; Labriformes; Labridae. The transcript has 7 exons.